GUGGGUCUCUGAAUGAUGAAAAGGGCAGAAGAGGGUGGGCGACAGUGGUUGCUGUUAACCAAGGGCGGACUGACAACUCAUGGGGCCCCCGGGGCAAUAGGGGAUCAUGGGGCCCCGUGUCCUUGCCUACACUCAAAGCACACCCAAAAAAGCCUAUAAAAAGGUACCAGAGGCAUUUUAUGGGGCCCUCUACUGACCCUGGGCCCUCGGGCAGUGCCCAAGUGGUUGAAUGGUCAGUCCGCCCCUGCUGUUAACACAUACAGCACCAGAUAGCUGCCUAGGGG
This is a messenger RNA of Staurois parvus, 284 nucleotides long. NCBI's taxonomy places the organism in Eukaryota, Metazoa, Chordata, Amphibia, Anura, Ranidae. The record is from the annotation of a GenBank genome assembly.